UGUUGAUGAUGCGUCCGUGCAUGCAGUGUUGAUUUGAGGUGAAAAUUUGACCUGGCCGAUGCGGCAUGUUUGAUCUUUGUCCACACCAUGAUGCCACCAGGUACUUCAUGCUCCAGCCAGCGGCCAACGAGUUCAAUCAUUGCAACGACUGCCCUUCAGGAUAUACCUGGACAAUGCGUAGCGCGGGCGAUAUCUUUCCUGGGAGGAGAGCCCGAUAAACUCACAGAAUGGUUGGCGCUUAGAACCACCAAGAUCGCCUUGUGGCGUCAAGGUGUUGAUGAACCAGAUGUACUUGCAGCUACUGCGGAAGUUAGAUUCUUGGGCGGUGAAGAGUCAAGGCACUCACCUCACGCUCGCUACGUAACGCAACUCCUUGCACAAAUUGCUUGGGAGGUCGAUCUCCUCGAGGAUUUGGCACCAAAAGCAGCGUCUACAGUAUCAAAACCACAGUUAGUCGAGGACACACCAUCCAUGACAGUUCGACCAUCAAACAAGACGUCUACACAAUCUAGAAGGCCAGCAUCUGCAGGUCGACCUGCCAAGAACCCAGGCGGCCCAAGCAACCUGGACAGGGAGGCCAUUGUCCUUGAGCGUUGGGAGAAGAAACUUGCUUUUGCUUUCCACUUGAAAGCUCAACGCAACAAGGAGGUUGAGAUAAAAGCACGAGAACAGAAUUCCAAGAUAGAAGCUGUGAGAAAGAUGCAUGCCAAACUCUUGAAAGAGAGUGAAGAACUUCAAUACAAUAAAUGGCAAGGACGAACCAAAGAUCAUGACGACAAAAUUGCCAGGAGCAGGUGUGCGAAGCGAGAGAUAUGUGAGCUGAUGAUGAAUGCUGCUGCUGCCCGCCAAGCUGUCCUGGAAACAAACCGUAGACGGAUAUUGCAGGAGCAGGCAGAGCGACAGGCAAAACGCAUGGAGCAGGAAACUGAGAGGCAGACCAAUGCUGAGAAGAAGAGGCAGGACGUGAGAACUGAAAGAUGCGUCGGCAAGCCACGUUUGCGGGUAGCACGCGAAAUUUCUCGGAAACAAGCUCUGCGUUUGGAAAGGAUUCGUUCUAUGGAGCGAGAAGAUUUGCGGCAGAGACUGCAGUCCAGGUCUCCUACAGCGACUCCUUCUCCACCCAGAAGCCGACCAAGCAGUGCAAGAGCCCAAGGUGGCCUAAGCGGCCCAAGUGGCAGUGGUUUUGUUCCCAUGCCUCCAAGCCGGCCAGCAUCAGCUCGGAGACCUCAUCGGGAGAUUUCAGAAGGCCCUUUGGGGCCUUCAGGAGCAGUGCCGGAUCCAUCUUGCAUCCCUUUGCCCCGUUAUGUGCGGCGCCGGCCAAAUCCGAAGCCUCAAAGCGAGAUGAAAGGCCCACAAGGUCCACAAGGUCCACAAGGCCCGCAAGGUCCACAGCCAAGAAGACCAAGUCCUGAAAGACUGAGACCCGGUUGCAGAUCAGCACCUGCGGGAAUUGCGGUUGCACGCGGGCAAGCGGUGUACGAUGAAAAUACCAUAGAUCCUCUUGGGCUCUUUCCUAUGCGUGGGCUUCGAUGCGUCGACGGCGACACCGUCCUGGAAAUCAACACGUUGGAUGUUGCAGACUGCUUUCGCGACUUGGUUUGUUGGGCAUGGGAGGAUGGCUCAACGCAAGAACAUGGAGUAGGGACGACCUUUCUAACCGCCUUGGGCUGCGGCAAGGUGGAUCUGGAUCCCCCUGAUGGUUCUGAGAGCUUGGAGCGGCCAGAGCUCGAGGUGAGAGAGAUGAGACAGGCCACGACAACCACUGAAGGGACCGAAGUGCAAGUCUCGCAGGCGUUCUGUACAUGUGAAGCGGAUCAAGCGGAUCAAACGAUUCAAGCGGAUGAUCAAGUGGAUCAAGUGGAUCAAGUGGAUCAAGUGGAUCAAGUGGAUCAAGUGGAUCUUUCAGAUUAUGGGCUCAGCACCGCAGAAGAUCCACAUGGUCGCGCAGACAGCAUCCCCCAGACGCAUGCGUUUGACAGGCCUGAAAGGGUCCAACUUACAACAUCGAGUUCGAACAGUUCAUCCACGGAUUCUUAGCCCCAGCCCAGUGGCAAAGCCAUUCUGAGACUCACAGAGGGAUGGGCAGUCUCUUUCUCAGUCUUGCGUCAGAACCUGCCGGAACCUGCCAGAACUCCUGAAUUUGUGCCGGAUGUUUGGUCCUGCUGAUUUGUGCAGUUUGGAGGCCAUGAAGGCCUUGGAAGCAUUUUGGACAUGAAAUUCGUUGCCAUUGCAUUGCCAGAUGAUGUUGUGAAGUCGCAUUUUUGUUGGUGCAGCCCAAAAAGGGAAUGCACCGUUUCACCAAAGUGAUGUGGGAUGCAAAGCUGCAAAUGAAAGGAAGCGACUGAGAACGCUCAAA
Molecule: messenger RNA, 2356 nt
Organism: Cladocopium goreaui
Lineage: Eukaryota; Dinophyceae; Suessiales; Symbiodiniaceae
Source: the annotation of a GenBank genome assembly